AUGUCAGAUAUUGAAUCUGAAGAAACUUCACAGACUGAAAAUUUGCUAGAAGUUAAUGAUGUGUUAGAAAAAGAUAAUUUUCAAACUGAAGAUUCCCAAACUAAUUUAAAAAAACACAAGCAACAUCAUAAAACAAAUAAACAACCUGCACUGUGCUGGAAAUAUUUUAAAGUAGAAGAAGAAGAAUCAAGCAAUACAAAAGGUUCCCAGCAAACUAUCACUAGUAUACUACAAUGUGUUGUUCUUCACAAAGGAAUUAAAAAGCUUAAUAUUUGUCAUGCUGUUGCAGAAUGGCUUUUAAUGCUAUACUCUUAUACUGGUCAUGCUAUUAAAGAAUUUCUUAUCAAUAAAGCCCAAGAAUUUAAUUUACAAAAUAAAAUUCUUUGUAUUGUUACUGAUAAUGGUAAUAACAUAGUAAGGGCUAUAAGAAAUUGGGAGAGUGUAGAAAGAUUGUCAUGCACAGCCCAUAUCUUACAAUUAUCAAUUAAUCAUGCAUUUAAGCCACAGUGUCAACAAAUUAUCCAUAUACAAAAUUUGAAAAAAAUGUUUUGUAAUAACUCAAAUUCAUCUGAUGAAUCUGAAAAUAAUAGUAAUUUUGAAGAUGAGAAGGGUAAUGAAAUAAUAGCCAAUAAUCAAAUAACUAUUAAUAAGUUAAUUGAGCUGCACCCUGCAAUCAGACAGCUUUCAGUGACAUUGCCUCUUGAUGAUGAUCCAGAUGCACAAAAAGAUGGUCAAAAAUUAAACAAAUUGAUACUGCAAGAUAAUGAAUGGGAUUUUGUUAAAAGAUUGAUUGAAAUAUUAGAACUUUUCAACAGUGCUACUGAAUAUUUUAGUGCUGAGCGAUAUUGUAUUAUAGUGUAUAUUCAUUUAUUAAUGAAGGCAAUAAAGGUUUAUUAUGCAAAAAAUAUAGAUCCUAAUGAAUAUGACUAUAAUAAUGCUGAAGGUCUCCAAAAAACAUCCAAUUAUGAUUUGGAGUCUGAUUCUUCAGAUAAUAAAAAUGAAAGUAAUAUAUCCUUUGAUACUCAAGAAAAUCAGUCUGAAAAUGACCCUGAAUUAAUUGAUUACCCAUCACAAAUUUGCCUUCUUGUAACAUUAUUAGACCCUUGGCUAAAAGAAAUGACUUUUGCAAAUGAAGAAACUCGUAAUAAUACUAUUAAUGAAUGUGAUCUUAUAUUCAGUAAUGCUCAAAGAUCACAAGAAUUUACAGAUGAAUUAGAUUUUUAUCUUGACUUUAGACAGACACCAUUAGCCUUUUCUGAUGCAGAUUCUCUCUUAUAG
Molecule: messenger RNA, 1278 nt
Organism: Cetraspora pellucida
Lineage: Eukaryota; Fungi; Glomeromycota; Glomeromycetes; Diversisporales; Gigasporaceae
Source: the annotation of a GenBank genome assembly